Molecule: messenger RNA, 1170 nt
Organism: Saccoglossus kowalevskii
Lineage: Eukaryota; Metazoa; Hemichordata; Enteropneusta; Harrimaniidae
Product: RNA-directed DNA polymerase from mobile element jockey-like
Source: RefSeq, a predicted model, not a curated record
AUGUUGAAAUAUGGUAGCCCACUUCUGAGUCAAGCUCUACAAUUAUUAUACAACCAUGUACUUACUACUGAACAUUACCCACAGCUUUGGAACAUCAAUAAAAUAACACCUAUCCAUAAGAAAGGCAAUGCAUUGGAUCCAUCAAAUUACCGUGGCAUUUCAACUAGCAGCAAUAUAGGCAAAAUAUUCGCAAUUAUCCUAAAUACAAGACUUAUCAACUUUCUAGAGAAACAGAACAUCAUACACAAAAACCAAGCAGGAUUCAGGAAAGGACACAGAACUAUAGACAACAUAUUAACAAUACACACACUGAUUAAAAUGUAUCAAUCAAGGAACAAAAAUCUGUAUGCGUGUUUCAUAGAUCUCAAGAAAUGUUUUGAUACAGUAUGGCAAGAUGGACUCCUGUACAAACUACAAAAGCACAACAUAAGUGGCCCAAUGUACAACAUCAUUAAUGACAUGUACAGCAGCAUGCAAUUCCAAAUCAAACUGGAUGGAAAAAUCUCGCCACUAUUCCAAUUAGAAAAUGGAGUGAAACAAGGCUGCCCCCUGAGCCCAACACUUUUCAAUGUAUUGAUAAAUGACCUAUCAGAAGACCUCAACCUCAACACAGACCAUAUGCCAAAACUCAACAAUAAAGCUAUAUCAAAUCUGAUGUAUGCUGAUGAUAUAGCCCUGAAGUCAAAGUCUGGACUCCAAGCAAACAUCAACUCACUACAACAAUACACAGAGAAAUGGGGCUUGACAGUUAACACGGAAAAGACAAAAACAAUGACGUUCACAAAAAACGGACAUAAAUCAGAGAAUACUUUUUUCCCAUACAACAAAACAACACUACAAAAGACAAAUCAGUUCACAUAUCUGGGCAUCAACAUCAACUCCAAUGGCACCCUGACAAAAACAACACAAAUACUGGCAGAUAAAGCAAAAAAAGCAGAACGUAAUCUAUCAACGAUCUACCCAAAAAACAAGAAGAACAUCAGAUUGAAGACCAAACUAUUUGAUACUAUACAACAACCUAUACUAUUAUAUGGCUCAGAAAUAUGGGGAAUACAUAUAAACAUACAACAAUGGGACCACACAGACACUGAAAAAUGUCACGUAAGACUCUGUCGUCAGAUAUUAUCCCUAAACAACAAAAGCAGCACAUCGGAUGUCGAAUGGAAUUAG